This is a messenger RNA of Verticillium dahliae VdLs.17, 986 nucleotides long. RefSeq lists its product as uncharacterized. The transcript has a single exon. Bases 507 to 767 code for a protein of 86 amino acids. The record is from RefSeq and is a predicted model, not a curated record. NCBI's taxonomy places the organism in Eukaryota, Fungi, Ascomycota, Sordariomycetes, Glomerellales, Plectosphaerellaceae.
ACAAGUAGAGGAGGUCGAACAGUACGAGUACAUGGCAAAGGAGGGAAGCACCAGCACUCCAGAGGAAGAUAUGGGUCCUUGACGUCAUUUACCGUAUUGGCAAUAUAUGGUUUAGUUCCCCAUACGAGAACAAACCAUACACCAUAAACCAUAUGGGUCCGUAUGGCGUAUGGCGUAUGGUUAGAAAGCCUGGCUCUGGGGAGCCAACCAACCUACCACUAGCACCGCACUAAGUUACCCAACAAUUUAGGCGCUGUGCCGACAGUUUAUCCAGGCCACCAGACGUGGCGAUAGGUACAUCAGGAGAAACCCGGGUUUCACAGCCAGGACAUCUUCUAUUUAGAAGUACGAUGACUUGUCCUUCCAUGAAUCCUGCUUUCUGGAGAUGUUGACAGUUCCAAUCCCCCACACUACUACUGACCUAGCUUACUAUCCAAACAAUCAUCCAUUUGUUCAUUACACCCCGACACCCAACUAAUCUCACAACUUCUCACGACCUACGCCCCAUGGAUUGGAGACACUCCAAGCUCUACGACAGUCGUGCCUCCUGGGCGCGGCCAAUUCAGAUCCGAGAUAACGAUCUCAUGUUCGAGGGCAAAGCUCUGAGUACCUUGCACGAGGAGUCGAGGGAGGGGGUUUGCCGCGCGUGUUCUGAACACAGACGGGCCAGCAAGGCAACCGGAACGCGAGAAUACGCAGCUGUGUGGAUCAGGGACCCAUACUUAUUCCGGACGACAACACGUCUCACCUGUACAAUAAGUUGCUGAGCUACUAUUACUAUUACAAGCUGGGAGCAUCACAGCAGCCAGCACCGGGGCUUCAUUGUCGCUGACGCUGCUGGAAGACCUACGAUGCCCCUUUGUUGGCUGCUCCGGCAAAGAUCUUCGUCCCGAGUGCACCGCCAUCCGCUAAAUAUACCCAGGCUCCGUGACGGGUCCCUAGUCUCCCUUGCGAGUGUCCAGAAUCACGAAACGACAAGCCUUACC